AUGACGAAACCUCAUCCGACUCAAAGCGAACCCUCAUACACCCACACAAGACCAUGUGACCGAACUCAUAUGCAGCAGGGAUUCCAUUUUAGGGAAGAGGCAGAGGCGCCUGCGGAGUACAGAUACGUGAAGGCUAGUGGCGCCGACCCAAAGUCUGGCAAUGGAGGCUCAGCCCAAUGGCAGAUCGUAGCAGGGAUCCCAGCUUCCUGUGCAUUGGCCGGACUCGGUUGGUCUCAGCGAAUCCCAGCCCUGAAGUGA
Messenger RNA from Penicillium psychrosexuale, 258 nucleotides. RefSeq lists its product as uncharacterized. The transcript is spliced from 2 exons. The record is from RefSeq and is a predicted model, not a curated record. The coding region runs from base 1 to 258 and encodes 85 amino acids. NCBI's taxonomy places the organism in Eukaryota, Fungi, Ascomycota, Eurotiomycetes, Eurotiales, Aspergillaceae.